Molecule: messenger RNA, 1832 nt
Organism: Branchiostoma belcheri (Belcher's lancelet)
Lineage: Eukaryota; Metazoa; Chordata; Leptocardii; Amphioxiformes; Branchiostomatidae
Product: D-inositol 3-phosphate glycosyltransferase-like
Exons: 2
Coding region: 69-1271 (400 amino acids)
Biological process (GO): apoptotic process; proteolysis
Cellular component (GO): cytoplasm
Source: RefSeq, a predicted model, not a curated record
UCCCAGUCAGUCUGCCAGAGGCGUGCCACCCUGCUACAUCCUGUGUUCAACUACGAAAAAUAACCCUCAUGGCAGGGUCUGGAGGGAAGAUUGUGGUGCUGAUGCUCAAUGACGAGUACGGGACCAGUAAGGGCGGUAUCUCCACCAUCCACCGCGGGAUGGCGUGCCUACUGAUUUCUAAGGGAGCAAAGGUCUACAGCACCGUCCUGGAAGCCACAAAAGGGGACAUGGACGAUGCGGAGGCUGAUGGGGUAGAGCUGAUCUUCCCAACAACCUCCAAGGGUGACCCGAGACAGCCAGAGCUCAGGUGGCUGACCUUUGAUCACAGGAGUCGUUAUCCUGACCUCCCCUCAGAUGUAGACUUCAUCCUCGGCCAUGUCCACAUCACAAGCCGCGCGGCAAGGCACAUCAAGGAGCAGCGCUUUCCUAACGCCAAAGUCGUCCAAGUCACUCACGUGAUCCCAGAAGAUGUCGCACGCUUCAAGAGUGAAGAGAAAGAGUUAAGCAUUGAAGAGGAAAAGGCCGCUAUCCUUGAUGACCUUGACCAUGCUGAUGUGAUAGUCGCCGUGGGCCCACGCAUGUAUGACUACUACAAAAAUGAGACAGGAGAGGAGGAACGUCUUCAAGAGUUUCUACCUGAGCCGUCUGAGAUCUUCAAGAACACACAAGUUAAAUACCGCAAAACAAACAUGAAAGUGGUGCUGUCCAUCGGCAGGGUCAAGGGCGUGGAGAGGCUGAAAGGCUACGAUCUGUCCUCGAAGUCCAUGGGCAAGGUGUUCAAGAUUCGGCCUAACACCAAAUGGCGAGUCCGCGGCAUCACGCGUGAUGAUUUCUCAGAGAGCAAGGAGAUCAUUCAAGCCAACGCCGGAAAGUUCAACUUCGUACCCUUCACCCCCCUCAAGUACGCCACCCAGGAAGAGCUGAGCAAAGACAUGCAGCAAGCGCACGUCGUUCUGAUGCCGUCUCGUGCAGAGCCAUUCGGACUGGUUGGUCUGGAGGCUAUCGCUGCAGGGGUACCCGUCCUGGUUUCCGACAAGUCUGGCCUUGCCUGGUUCUUAGACCAAGACCCCGACUUCGACCGUCCAAUCGUAGAGAUCGGAGACGAUGAUGAUGAAGAAGAAGCCGUCCAGACGCUGGCCAAGCGGAUCAUCAAGGUCCUGAACAGAGGGGAGAAAGAGUUUGAAGCUGCAAGAAGGUUGAAGGAGAGACUUCUGGGCUCAAAGUACUGGGAGGAGUCUCACAGCAAGUUUCUGGAGAUAUUUGGCCUUUAAAACAUCAGAUUUUUGGAUAGGGCGUCAGUUAUGGAGGUAGAUGAAAUUCGCCCACCACUCCUUACCAUAGGUCCUCAUAUGCCCACAAUCACUUUAGGCAGCAAGUUUCAAUCCAAUUCUAUCAGCCACCGCCCUCUGACUCUUUCCAAUGGAUGCUCGCUCUUUUCAAGUCCUCUAGGAAGGUCAUGUUUCAGCCUCUCUUCCUGUGGUGGCACCCAUGUCAUAGCAGCCUCUGACCAUUAAUUUGUAUUAUUAUAUUAUCAUCCAUUAUUUGUAAAUAUGAUUACCCAUGGCUGACAUCCAUGUUAGAGAUCAGGUUUGUUUAUUUGUUUGCAUUGCUGUGAUAAGUGAUUGUUUAUGGUUUACCCAAGCUUCACUUCAGUUUGGUUUCAAUUCAAGACUCAACUCAUUAAGAUUCGGACCCAGAAAAAACAUGUAAUCUUCAUUAAUGGACAAUGGUGUAAGUUUAUACAUGUUUUGAUUUUUACAGAAAUGUAGCUAUAGAGAGCAAGGUGUGCCAAUAUAUUAUGAUAUGGAUGAAUAAAGUCGCUGUUUGCACUA